AUGUGGCGCGACCGUACUAAUCUCUAUAUCUCAUAUCGCCAAUCAUAUGCGCACCAUCCCGCCAAGAAGACAAAACACUCGGCGUCAAGCGGCAAUGGCUUCUCAGACUUCGGCCGUGGCAGCGCAGCUGCCUCGGAGGAUCAGCAGGGUCUCCUGUCCGGCGCCGAUUACGACGAUGGCGAUGCCGUGAUCGAGAUGGAUCUAUUGCCCCCGCGCUGGGCUGAUAUAUCCGACGAAGUGACAGAUCUCUUGGUCGACAUUGCGAGGAAGUCUCAGGCCUUGGAAAGACUACACCAGAAACAUGUGCUCCCCGGCUUCAACGACGACGAAGCAAAGAAAGCCGAGGAAGACGAGAUCGAGCGUUUGACACAGGCCGUCACAAAAGGCUUCCACGACUGCCACCGAUGUAUAAAAAAGGUCGAGAAAAUGAUCAGCGAGGGUAACAUGACCAGGGCAGAGGAGACCAUGGCCCAGAAUAUACAGGUCAGCUUGGCGACACGCGUUCAAGAGGCAAGCGCUGGCUUCAGAAAGAAGCAGAGCGCUUACCUGAAGAAACUCCGCGGCAUGUCCGGUCUAGGCACGGCCUCACCAGCGGAGCGAUCAUCGACACCAAUGGCAUCGGGUUAUGCUGCUGAUCCGUCACUGCUCGAAUCAGAUGCCGAUCGCUCCUAUUCGCAGUCAGCUUUACAGGCAACCACUCAUCAGAAGAUGCUCCAGAGCAACGAUGCUGCUAUUGCUCAACGUGAGAGAGAGAUAGAGGAUAUUGCUCAGGGGAUCAUCGAGCUCUCCGAUCUAUUUCGAGACCUGCAAAACAUGGUCAUUGAUCAAGGCACAAUGCUGGAUCGGAUAGACUACAACGUGGAGCGCAUGACGACAGAUUUGAAAGGAGCCGAGAAAGAGCUCGUAAUAGCCUCUGGCUAUCAAAAGAAAACAACAAAACGGAAGAUCAUCUUGUUAUUAAUACUCGUCAUUGCAGGCAUGAUUAUCCUACUGGUAGUCAAGCCGAAGAGAAGCAGUAGUGAAAGCGCAUCAGCGCCAGUGGAAGUACCCGAUUCAGGCGGCAGCGGAGAAGGAUAG
Truncatella angustata is the source of this 1077-nucleotide messenger RNA. Its product is annotated as t-SNARE. Gene Ontology annotation, molecular function: SNAP receptor activity; SNARE binding. NCBI's taxonomy places the organism in Eukaryota, Fungi, Ascomycota, Sordariomycetes, Amphisphaeriales, Sporocadaceae. The transcript has 3 exons. Gene Ontology annotation, biological process: intracellular protein transport; vesicle-mediated transport; vesicle fusion. The coding region runs from base 1 to 1077 and encodes 358 amino acids. Gene Ontology annotation, cellular component: membrane; endomembrane system; SNARE complex. The record is from RefSeq and is a predicted model, not a curated record.